UUGACUUACUAUACUUUGAACAGGCGGGGUUUGUCUUCUUGAAGGAUUGUUUCUGUUGGAUGGAGAUAAAACUUUUUUCCUUUAUCCUUUCCAAACCCCUGUAAUCUAUAACAAACUUGGAGCUGAAUUGCUGAUACUUAACGUCCUUUUUUUUAAAACUUUCAGUGGAUAUAAAAGGAUGGCGGAGAAUGGCAUCUGCGAGAAUGCUGAUGUGUAUAAAGGGGCAAUCCCAGGAGGCAUGAAGCCAGCAAUGAAGAUCGUUAUUAUUGGACUAGUUCAGUCAAACCCAAAGAGAUUCACAGUGACACUUGGAAACUCAACUGAGCAAGAGGUGGACAUUGGCUUCCAGCUGGAAGUAAACUUUCAGGAAAAGGUAGCUAUACGAAAUGCAAAAAUUUCAGGCAAAUGGGGCUUGCAGGAAAAAAAUAUCCCAUAUUUUCCAUUUUCUCCUGGAGAUACAUUCAAGAUGGAAAUCAUCUGUGAACAUCAAUGCCUCAGAGUCCUUGUUGACAGACAGAAACUUUGUGACUUUGCGCAUAGGGUGGACAUGCAGACAUUGACAGUAUUGAAAAUCAAUGGCGACGUACAACUCACUAAAGUGGCUUGAACACUGAACACUUUCAGUAGGACAAAAGUCCCUCCAGGUUCUGUCUCCUGCCUGAUACAGCAUUCAAAAAUGAAAAUCAUUAUUACACAAGCAAAUAAUGAGCCUGUCUUCUAACCGUAUGUAUAAAGAAAUCAGAGUACACCAUAAAAAGCUGAAAAAAUUUCUACCUCAAAGAAAUGAUACAGUUUUCCUGUUUUGUAAUGGUGUUACUACAUAGGAGAUUGAGACUGAUCAUGAUCUAAUAACAGUAGUACAUAUAUAAUUUGAGGCUAUUUAAUACAGUUAUCCAUAGUUUUGUAUUGGAUCUUUUCAAUCUGAAUUUCUGUUCUUUUCUCAUAAUUUAUUUUGCAAGCACUACGAGUUUGCCCAUGUCACUUGCUUUCCUCUGCACUUAACUCUGCUACUGUUACAUCCUUACUUAUAGCACAAGGGAAUAUUUUGGUAGGAUCCCCUACAAGAUGUCAUGUUGACCAUGGCUGUAGGCAUAACAGUCAGAGUUUGGUGCCCUAUGGAGUAGGACUGAUUAUUCUGGGAGGGGGGUGGUAAGAAACAUUUUUUUUCUUUCUGAAAGCACAGGUAGCCAAUACUGAGAAACACUACUGUAUGUCAACCUAUAAUAUUAUUAUUAUUAUUAUUAUUAUUAUUAUUACUAUUAUUAUUAUUCCUGCCAUUCUGCACACAUCUACAUCCAUAAGUCUGACAUACAAGGAAAUACUUUUCUUUCUCAGUGGAGAAAGUAUCCUUUCCACUCCAGAUUAUCUCCUGAGUGGGACUGAUUCCCAAACACCAGUCACUGCUAGUGGAAGACAUGCAGCUGCUGUGUCAUGAAGCUUUUCCUCACCCACACGUUGCUGUUACAUGGGCAACUUAAAUAUAGAACAGUGAAUUGUUUGAUGUAAUUACAUGGGCUUGCCAUGGUAUUACUGUUUAAUGCAGGUUUAGUAACAAUGCAUUUUACAACCCUGUUAUGUAAAUGCAAGUGCUUCCCAUGUACAUCACAUAUUUGCUUAUUUAUUGAAGUAUUUUUAUUAUAUUAAAAUGAACAGGGAAAAGCAUAUUUAGUAAAUGUCUAUGUCUUGAUGUGACUUGAAGAAGGGAAUACAGAAAUAACAAAACGGCAUUAAGUAACACUAUGCGGUUUUAAGUAAAUUUGUAAAAAAAUAUAUGAAAAACUAUAAAAGAAUACAAAAAACAUGUGGCCAGUAGAUGGACUAUAUGUAAUAAAUUAUUCACUCCACUGUACAUGUAUGGACAUCCUAUG
Protopterus annectens (West African lungfish) is the source of this 1868-nucleotide messenger RNA. Its product is annotated as galectin-related protein-like. Bases 179 to 607 code for a protein of 142 amino acids. NCBI's taxonomy places the organism in Eukaryota, Metazoa, Chordata, Ceratodontiformes, Protopteridae. The transcript has 4 exons. The record is from RefSeq and is a predicted model, not a curated record. Gene Ontology annotation, molecular function: carbohydrate binding.